Molecule: messenger RNA, 528 nt
Organism: Linum tenue
Lineage: Eukaryota; Viridiplantae; Streptophyta; Magnoliopsida; Malpighiales; Linaceae
Source: the annotation of a GenBank genome assembly
AUGGCGAACGAGUUCCUAACGAGCCAAGAAGAUGCAGGAUUGGUGAGGGGAGCGAGGAUCAAAUUGGGGGUUUUCUUGGACCCAGAUUUCGAAAUCGUUCCUGAAGCUUACCUGUCGAAAUGGUACAUGGGCACAAGCAAGGUCUACGCCGUGACCGGGGCCUGGAGAUCGCUGCUGAGGAAGAUAGAGCAGAAACGGUUGAGUCUGAGGAAAGGGGAUGAGAUUGAGCUGUGGAGCUUCAAGAAUGUGAGAGGGGAGCACUGUUUCGUGGUGGUUAUGGCCGAUUCGAGGAGGAGAGCAGCAGCUGCUGAGAAGGAAGCUGUGGGUAAGAAUGAAAAGGUUGAAAUCUCCGGCAGCCGCAGCAGUGGAGGAAUGGCUGAGUAUGAAAGUCCAAUGAAGGGAAACAGCAGCAGUGGUGGUGGUAGUAGUAGCAGUGCAGUGACUCAUGAAGGAAACCAUGUUCAGUUGAUUGGGUUUAGCAGCAGCAUCAGAUCCUGCCCUGAUCUUGAUUUAAGACUUAGAUUGUAG